Molecule: messenger RNA, 1822 nt
Organism: Phycodurus eques (leafy seadragon)
Lineage: Eukaryota; Metazoa; Chordata; Actinopteri; Syngnathiformes; Syngnathidae
Gene: ptgesl
Product: prostaglandin E synthase 2-like
Exons: 7
Coding region: 203-1399 (398 amino acids)
Cellular component (GO): mitochondrion
Molecular function (GO): prostaglandin-E synthase activity
Source: RefSeq, a predicted model, not a curated record
CUGAAAUAGAUUAAAUAUAAAGUAUUUCACAAUUUCAAUUUAAAAUGUGUUUAUGUGUAAUUUAAUUCUGUAAUUCUUAAUGCUUUAAUUUGAGUGAAAACAAAACAUCGUAAAUAUAUAUGACGUCACAUAAGGCCGGUGCUGAUAGCCUGGCAGAUGGUACUCGUGGGGAAAGUGUACCCACGCUAGCUAAUCUCGCGCGAUGCAUUAUGGGACUUUAUGUAAAGCCAACAUGGCGGCCGCCUGCGCCAGAUCGCUGGGUAAGGUCGGUUGGACGAUUGUGCAAAGUCCUGUUCUCCGCCGACCCGGCAACGGCGCCCUCCUGCCGGGGAACACCGGCUCUCGAGUGUCCCGGAGGUCCUACUUCGGCGGCGGCAAGACUGGAGCCCGCUCUGGACUGCUGUGGUCUUUGCGGGGAGGCGGAAGCCGUGCGCUGAGCUGCGCCUUCCUGGUCGGCGGCGGUGUUGGGCUCUAUCAUACCGUUAAAUUCUACUGGGACCAGCAGCGACACCUGGCCCAGGAGCAAGCCCAGGCGGCCCCUGCAGGAGGUCCUUCGCUGUCGGCUUCUCCAUCCCUGACGCUGUACCAGUACCAAACGUGUCCGUUCUGCAGCAAAGUGCGAGCCUUCAUGGACUACCACGGCCUGGCCUACCGCGUGGUGGAGGUGAACCCCGUCAUGCGACGGGAGAUCAAGUGGUCGACCUACAGGAAGGUUCCCAUCCUCAUGGUGGACGAGCACCUGCAACUGAACGACUCGUCUGUCAUCAUCAGCUCACUCAAGACCUACUUAGUCAGCAAGGGUUCUAGCAUGUCAGACAUUUUGCGCUGUUACCCCGAGCUGAAAUCUGUGAACGACAGCGGCAAGGAGGUGACAGAGUACAGCAACAAGUAUUGGCUCAUGCUCAGCGAGGACGAGACGGCCGCCGUCUACCCCGACAAAGGCAUGCAGAAGGAAGAGAUGAAGUGGCGUCAGUGGGCCGACGACUGGCUGGUGCACCUGAUCUCGCCUAACGUGUACCGCAGCACCAGCGAGGCCCUGGCCUCCUUCGACUACAUCGUGCGAGAGGGCAAGUUUGGCGCUCUGGAGGGAGUCUUCGCUAAGUACAUUGGCGCCGCCGCCAUGUUUGUCAUCGCCAAGCGCCUCAAGAGCCGACACAAUCUUCAGGACGAUGUGCGUCAGGACCUGUACAAGGCCGUCAACGACUGGGUGGCGGCUGUCGGCAAGAAGAGGAAGUUCAUGGGCGGAGAGCGGCCCAACUUGGCCGACCUGGCGGUGUUUGGCGUCCUGCGUGUGAUGGAGGGCCUGGAGGCCUUCGACGACAUGAUGGCCAACACCAAGGUGAAGCCAUGGUACCGGCGCAUGGAGGCGGCCACGCGCAACCAUAAUGACCGCUCAUAGUCAUCACGGUAACCGCGUUGUUCACAAAAAGAAACUGAAACUGCUUUGCAGAGGACAUGGGGACUUAUCGAUGCUCAUAUGAUCGUAUUGUUUUUCUUUGGAAUAUUGCAGUCAUGCUCAAUAUUCAAUGCAAUAUAAGGUGGAGUUUUAUGGUUGUCAGUGGCUGAGCUCCUCUGUUGUAAAGUUUCAUUUGGGUUCCUUAAAGUCCCCCAAAAAAAGAGAGAGGUGGAAAGAAAAAGUGUUAACUUAUUCUUGUGUUGAGCAUUCCGUGAUGCAGGAUGCUGAUGCUGCCAUAAGAAGGCGCUCUCGAGUUGUUCAUCUGACAUAAAAACCUUUAAUAAAAAUUUUUAACUUAUUAAAAUGUACUUGAACUGCAGAAGGAUUCAUGUACAUGUACAAAGCGUCAAUAAAUACAAGAAUGUG